Molecule: messenger RNA, 2410 nt
Organism: Epinephelus fuscoguttatus (brown-marbled grouper)
Lineage: Eukaryota; Metazoa; Chordata; Actinopteri; Perciformes; Serranidae
Product: 26S proteasome non-ATPase regulatory subunit 11A
Exons: 13
Coding region: 38-1306 (422 amino acids)
Biological process (GO): ubiquitin-dependent protein catabolic process
Cellular component (GO): proteasome regulatory particle, lid subcomplex
Molecular function (GO): structural molecule activity; protein binding
Source: RefSeq, a predicted model, not a curated record
AACGAGUCAGAGCGGAUUGGAGGCAGGCAGAGGAAAGAUGGCAGCCGCGGCAGUGGCUGAGUUUCAGAGAGCACAGUCUCUUCUUGGAACAGACCGGAAUGCCUCUAUCGAUAUCCUACACUCUAUCGUGAAGCGGGACAUCCAGGAGAGUGAUGAGGAGGCGGUGCGUGUUAAAGAGCAGAGCAUCCUGGAGCUGGGUGGGCUGCUGGCCAAGACAGGACAGGCUGCAGAGCUGGGCGGUCUGCUGAAAUAUGUGCGGCCCUUCCUCAACUCCAUCUCCAAGGCGAAGGCGGCCAGGUUGGUCCGCUCCCUGCUGGACCUGUUCCUGGACAUGGAGGCCGCCACAGGUCAGGAGGUGGAGCUCUGUCUGGAGUGCAUAGAGUGGGCCAAGGCUGAGAAGAGGACCUUCCUCAGACAGGCUCUGGAGGCUCGACUCAUCUCGCUGUAUUUCGACACAAAGUGCUACCAGGAGGCACUACAGCUCGGCUCCCAGUUGCUGCAGGAGCUGAAGAAGAUGGACGACAAAGCUCUGCUGGUGGAGGUUCAGCUGCUGGAGAGCAAGACAUACCACGCGCUCAGCAACCUGCCCAAGGCCCGUGCCGCCCUCACCUCCGCCAGGACGACCGCCAACGCCAUCUACUGCCCACCCAAACUACAAGCAGCUUUAGACAUGCAGUCAGGGAUCAUUCACGCAGCGGAGGAGAAAGACUGGAAGACGGCGUACUCUUACUUUUACGAGGCCUUUGAGGGUUACGACUCCAUCGACAGUCCCCGCGCCAUCACAGCUCUCAAAUACAUGCUGCUCUGCAAAAUCAUGCUCAAUCUGCCUGAGGAUGUCCAGGCCCUCAUCAGUGGCAAGCUUGCUCUGCGGUACGCUGGCAGACAGACAGACUCACUGAAAUGUGUCGCACAAGCCAGCAAGAACCGGUCGCUGGCAGACUUUGAAAAGGCAUUAACAGAGUACAAAGCAGAGCUGAGGGAUGACCCCAUCAUCAGCACCCAUCUGACCAAACUGUACGACAACCUGCUGGAGCAGAACCUCAUCAGGGUCAUCGAACCUUUCUCCAGGGUCCAGAUAGCACACAUUUCCUCCCUCAUCAAACUAUCAAAGGGGGACGUGGAGAGGAAAUUAUCACAGAUGAUCCUGGACGAGAAGUUUCACGGUAUCUUGGACCAAGGUGAGGGUGUGCUGAUUGUGUUCGACGAGCCGGUGGUGGACAAGACGUACGAGGCGGCCCUGGAGACCAUUCAGAACAUGAGCAAAGUGGUCGACUCGCUCUACAACAAAGCCAAGAAGCUCACAUAAGACAGAGCGGGACCAUGGCUCCUCCUGUCAGGAGUGACGUGGGCCAGUCAGACCUCCGCUGUGCGCUCACUUCAACCGGGGAGGGACGAGGCGAGGAGGACGAGGAGAGUACAAACACUCAACAACCCAGCAAGCAAAUAAACCAGCCGACCAACCGGAGACAACCCAACAGAACAACAACGUGAGGGAGCGCACACGCCGCUCCUCCUGCUCCACCCUCACUCCUCUGCUCUCCCUGUCUCCUGUCUCCUCCUUCCUAUCUGACCGGGGUUGAUCCGCCUCGAUGGCUCCUCCCUGUGGACAAAUUCAGGCACUGUGCCCCUCUUCUCUUCUCCUCCACUGGUUUCUACUGUAUGUAAAUUGGACGAGCCUCUCUGCCCUCCUCUUCCUGUUUCUCUCUGCGCUGGCCAUCAGGGAAUCUUGUAAAAUAACAGUAAAGAAAACGUAUACAGUACUUAUACAUACAUGUAUUAUAUAAACAACAUGCUCGGUCUGUCCUCAGAGUGUAACCGGGGGUAACCGUGGGUUGGUUGGUGUGUCUCUCACCGGAUUCGACCUGUUGUGUUCAGUUCACCGGCCGGCCCCAAAACUGAAUGUUUGAGUUUCUCUGAUUUCCUGCGGUUUGGAAGAAUCGCCUCACGGGUCGCCUGACGAAUGAAAACGGCGGCCGCCUUCUCCUCACAUCCUCACCAUGACCUUUGACCCCUCACCCGUUUCACCCUGAGUGCUCUCACUCACUCACAAGGCAUUCUGGGAUUCGUGGACCAUACAGGGAACCUGCUCUUUGUCCACUUUGGGACCACGCCACAAGGAGAGGAGGACAUUCAUCAACACGCCGGGGUGUCCUGCGCCCCCUUCCUCCCCCCCUGCACUCCCACUUCCUGUUUGUAUAUAACAUUGCCAAGCGCCUCAGUUCAUCCCAGGCCUGAUGUAUUCACACUGUCCCCUUUUUUUAUAACACGUAAGAACAGAAUAAAGCUCGCCGCUGAGAGCUGGGUCGGUCACACAAAGUGCUUUUGAUGCUGACUGCAGAGGGAACUCUGAGACCAGAAAAGGGCGCUGAAGAAAAUCAAGCUGUACAUUUUUGGGAACUUAAUUUUGCAA